AUGUCAGAUUCGAAUGUUUUUUGCGAAGAACAAUCUAGCAAAGCUGAAAAUAUUUCAAUGGAAAAUCAGAAAUACUCAAAAAUAAUCAAAAAAAAGAAAAAUACGAUAAAUAUUGACGAUAUUCGCCGCCAAAGAAACGCAGCCAAUGAACGAGAACGACGGAGAAUGAAUAGUAUUAAUAAAGGAUUCGACAAACUUCGCUUAAGAUUACCCAAAAAUCAUAACGAUCGGAGGUUAAGUAAAGUGGAUACUCUUAAACAAGCAAUAAAAUAUAUACGACAAUUGACAGAAUUACUUCAACAAGAAGGAGUUUCACCUGCUUAUAUAACAACGAAAUUGCAAAAUGUUCAAGCGCCGAUGCUUCUCAUUAAAUCUUUCGAAGGCAUUGAAUGCCUUAUCUGUCAUUCUUGUGGAGUUGAAGAUGGUCCAUGCACAGGUGCCACUUGUAUUGCGCCAGUUAAUGGCUACUGCGGUUUCCAGGAAAUAUUAAAUGCUGAAGGUUACGCAAUAAGCCGACAGCAAAUAUGUCUAAAAACAAAUAUGGUCCGUUCUGGUGAAAUAUACGUAUCGCAGCUUAAGAAAUGCAUUGAAACGUAA
This is a messenger RNA of Dracunculus medinensis (Guinea worm), 597 nucleotides long. NCBI's taxonomy places the organism in Eukaryota, Metazoa, Nematoda, Chromadorea, Rhabditida, Dracunculidae. The record is from the annotation of a GenBank genome assembly.